Molecule: messenger RNA, 780 nt
Organism: Carassius carassius (crucian carp)
Lineage: Eukaryota; Metazoa; Chordata; Actinopteri; Cypriniformes; Cyprinidae
Product: SLAM family member 9-like
Exons: 4
Coding region: 1-780 (259 amino acids)
Source: RefSeq, a predicted model, not a curated record
AUGAGCAACACAGAAACAAUUCCUCCUACAGAAGACAGACCUGAAUCUAUAACAGAUAAAGAGAGAGAUAAAUCAAAACUAGUGUCAGUGAUGGAGGGAGACUCUGUCACUCUUAACACUGAUCUUACUCAAAUACAUCAAAAUGAAGAAAUAUGGUGGAGAUUUGGAGCUGACAAGUCUCUCAUAGCUAAAAUCACAAGAGAGAAAGAAGUCCAUGAUAAGAGAUUCAGAGACAGACUGAAGCUGGAUCAUCAGACUGGAUCUCUGACCAUCACAAACAUCACAACUCAACACGCUGGACUCUAUGAACUAAAGAUUAGAGGAAGACAGUCAACAAAAUCAUUUAAUGUUUCUGUCUUUGCUCAUCUGUCUGUUCCUGUCAUCAGCAGUAACUCUUCCCAGUGUUCAUCAUCAACUUCAUCAUCAUCAUCAUCUUCAUCAUCACAGCAGAAUUGUUCAUUGUUGUGUUCAGUGGUGAAUGUGGGUCAUGUGACUCUCUCCUGGUACAAAGGAAACAGUUUAUUGUCCAGCAUCAGUGUGUCUGAUCUCAGCAUCAGUCUCUCUCUACCUCUGGAGGUGAAAUAUCAGGAGAAAAACAGCUACAGCUGUGUGAUCAACAAUCCCAUCAGAAACCAGACCACACAUCUCAACAUCACUCAACUCUGUCAACCAUGUGAAGGUAUGGCAGCUCUGUUUUUAUGUUCAUAUUCACUUAUGAAUGUCUCUCUUCAUCAUCAUACCACUCUUCUUCAUGUCUUCCAGGAGGCUCAGUCUCUCUGA